Miscanthus lutarioriparius is the source of this 627-nucleotide messenger RNA. The record is from the annotation of a GenBank genome assembly. Lineage: Eukaryota; Viridiplantae; Streptophyta; Magnoliopsida; Poales; Poaceae.
AUGGCGUUAGCCUGUACAGCAGCCAGGCUCGUCCACCCCUGCAUGGGCAUGGUGUCCAAGCACCCAAGAACACCGCCGCCGCCGCCGCCGUCCUCCUGCUGCCUACACCUCCACAUCCUCCACCAUAGGCCCGUCGCCAGCAGCCACUUCGCGCGCCACUCCGUCGACGUGUCCAAGGACGACAAGCCGCUUGAGACGCCGACGGCGACGACCACAGAGACAGAGAGCCCCCAGCCCGCCGCCGCUUUACAGGAGGAGGCCGAGGACGACGACGGCGGGCCAAAGCUGGACCCUCGGCGGUUCGAGGAGAAGUUCGCGGUGCUUAACACGGGGAUCCACGAGUGCCGCUCCUGCGGGUACCGCUACGACCAGGCGGCGGGGGACCCGUCGUACCCGGUGCCGCCGGGCCUCCCCUUCGCGCAGCUGCCCGACGACUGGCGGUGCCCCACCUGCGGCGCCGCGCAGUCCUUCUUCGAGAGCAAGAGCGUCGAGAUCGCCGGGUUCGCGCAGAACCAGCAGUUCGGGCUGGGCGGCAACUCCCUCACCUCCGGCCAGAAGGGCCUGCUCAUCUACGGCAGCCUCCUCAUCGGCUUCCUCUUCUUCAUCUCCGGCUACUUCCUGCAAUGA